AUGCGCCUCCGGCUGCGACGCAAGAAGAAGGUUGACACACCUCAACCGAUCGAGAUCAAACGCCGCCGACCGUUCCUCCAAAGCAAUCAGAGCUCCCUGUCCGUUCGCCGCCGAGCCUUUCUACGUCGCCUCUCUACCAUCGCCUCUUUCCGCCUCUACAAUGACAACAAGGAAUCGUCCGAAAUUGUGGAGGAGGAGAUCGAGGUUCCUCUCCGGCGGAGGCUCCCGACCUUCGAUCUCGGCCCAGCUACGUCUGAACACCUCGAAAACCUCUUCCUCGAUCUAAGCUACCCGAACCGCCACUUGAAGCGAGAAAAGUUCGCUGAGUUCUUGUCAGAGGUACAGGGCGAAGAAAAGAUUCAAUUGAAUAAGGCGAGAUACCGGUUCCAUGAGUUUCAAGAUAUUAUCAUGAUGGACUAUGGCUUCGAUGCUAUUCAGCGCCCGGCAUCCUACACGAAGGACCUCACCAAACCCAUUACACAUUACUUUAUAAACAGCAGUCACAAUACGUACCUGUGCGGAAACCAGUUCACAUCCGUGUCUUCGCCAGAACCGUAUAGAGCUGCGUUACUACGUGGAUGCCGAUGUAUAGAGAUUGACGUUUUGAAUGGCGAUUCCUCUUCCCUCGCUCCGUCAAGGCCCCCUGAUCAUAAGAGAGCUGUCUCGCACGAGUCGAUCCCGGUUUUCGCAGGCAGCCUUCGGGACAAGGUCGAAGAAACGCUCCAGAGCACCAAGCAGUUCAUCCGGGACCACUCGCCACGCCCGUCCAGCCGAAAAUUGAGUCCGAACCCAGACCCAGGAGCCAGAAGCAGCCAGAGGCAGAUCUCAGAGGAAAGGAGCUCAAUGACCCUCACGCCUAAUGCGACGCCAGAAAGACCUACACGGGAGAGGUCUCUGCGAUCCAAGGUCUCGUAUCCCAAGACCGAGCCCAUUGUGGCCCACAAAUGGGCGGCAACUCGCCCCUGCGGCUUCCGGGAGGUGUGCCGGACCAUCAGGGAGUCGGCGUUCGAGACCACGGACUUGCCCGUCAUUGUAAGUCUCGAGGUAUUAGCCGACGAAGACCAACAGGAAGUUAUGGUCCAGAUCAUGAAGGAGGAAUGGGCGGGGCUCCUUCUCUCGGAGCCUUUAGAUGGGUGCGACGCCAAGUUUCAAGCGCCAAAACUCGAGGAUUUGAGAUAUAAGAUCUUAGUCAAGGUCAAAAAGGCUGCUCCGACACCACUGAGCUCGUCGAACGCGGGUGGGCUAACACCGGGGGGCUCGGGCUCGCAUGGCGAUUCCACUUCGACCGACGAUGAGAGGCCCUUAACACCCCAACCAUCGCCAGUCUUGCAAUCGCCCAAUCCUAUGGAUCCGAAUCCGAAAAGUGUCCCGAUCUGCCGUAAUUUGAGCAACCUGUCGAUUUACACAUUUAGUCAGCGAUUCAAGGGCCUGGACGAUCGAACGACGAAAAAGCCUGGCCACAUAUUUUCCCUAAGCGAAAGCCGCAUCCACGAGUUGGCGGCGAGCAAUCCCUUGGGGCUAUUCCAGCAUAACAAAAAUUUCUUCAUGCGUGCGUUCCCGGACGGCACCCGAGUAAAUAGCUCUAAUCCGGACCCUUCCCCCUUCUGGCGCCAAGGCGUGCAGAUGGUCGCGAUGAAUUGGCAAAACCUAGAUGAGGGCAUGAUGCUUAACGAGGGCAUGUUUGCGGACGAGGACGGCUGGGUCUUGAAGCCGACAGGUUUCAGGGUCUCGGAUAAGGACACAGAAACUUACGAGGACGCCAUCCCUCAAACCGCCCUAGAUUUGAAUAUUUCCAUCCUCGCCGGUCAGAACGUCUACUUGCCAGAUAUCCGAGAGGACGGCGAAAAGAAGGACCGCAGCGUGAACCUCAGACCCAGUGUGAAAUGUGAGCUGCAUUAUGAAAAGAAUGAUGCUCGAAAGGGCAAGAAGCGGGAGAAGACGAACGGCCCAACACUAGAAUGCAAGCAGAAAACAAGAGCCGGUGACACGAAUCAUCCGGACUUCGGUAACGGUGGUUGCACUCUCUCCUUUAGAGGUAUCCGUGGGGUUAUUGAAGAAUUCACUUUCAUCAGGUAA
Messenger RNA from Scedosporium apiospermum, 2076 nucleotides. RefSeq lists its product as uncharacterized. Gene Ontology annotation, molecular function: phosphatidylinositol-4,5-bisphosphate phospholipase C activity. Lineage: Eukaryota; Fungi; Ascomycota; Sordariomycetes; Microascales; Microascaceae. The record is from RefSeq and is a predicted model, not a curated record. Gene Ontology annotation, biological process: lipid metabolic process; phosphatidylinositol-mediated signaling. The transcript has 3 exons. The coding region runs from base 1 to 2076 and encodes 691 amino acids.